GAGAGAGCAGAUCAGGGUGAGGAAAUCCCUUUUGGGUUAAAAACGCCUCUUCUCAGCACUCUGCUCUCCUGACCUCCAACUGCACACCCCGGCUCCUCCCUAAACACCCAAAUCCUGCGUUUCCCUGCUCCUGCAUCUCAUUACCUGCUCCUUUGGGUGUCGCUGGCGCAGCAGGGGAAGAUCCGGGCUUCGUUCCUGAGGGUCGAGGAGUCCGAGCUGAGCGUUUCCCCUCUCCUCGUUCCUCCCCAGGCUGUGCUGAGCCGCCAUGUCCACCAAGGUGCCCAUCUACCUGAAGAGGGGCAGCCGCAAGGGCAAGAAGGAGAAGCUCCGGGACAUCCUCUCCUCGGACAUGAUCAGCCCUCCGCUGGGCGAUUUCCGCCACACCAUCCACGUGGGCAGCGGCGGUGAGAGCGACACGUUCGGGGACAUCUCCUUCCUGCAGGGCAAGUUCCACCUGCUGCCCCGCGGCGGCGAGCGCGGCGAGGCGGCGGCGCCGUUCGAGUUCUCGCGCACGGCCACCAUCGGCGGCGGCGAGGCGGCCGCGCCGUCGCCGCUGCUCAAGAACGCGAUUUCUCUGCCGGUGCUCGGCGCCGCUCAGGCUCUGACGCUGCCCGCGGCGCAGGCUCCGCCGAAACCGCCGCGGCUGCACCUGGACGAGGCCGCGGCGUCACCGGCGUCACCAUCAUCACCACCAUCGCCGUGUCCCCGGCUGGCCGCCAACGGCGAGGCCGAGCCCUUCCUGUCGCACGCCGGCUCGCUGCUGUCCCUGCACGUGGACCUGGGGCCGUCCAUCCUGGAGGACGUGCUGCAGGUCAUGGACAGGCACCAGGCCGAGCGCGGCGCCGCCGCCCGGCCCGAGAUCCUGACGUGAUCCACGGGAAACGGACGGUGAGGGUUCAGCCUCGGGGGAGAAGCAGAGUGACCCCCACGAGCUCUCCUCAGUGACCUCCUCCUGAGCAUGGGAAACGCGACCCCGCGUCCGUCGGACCGAAAGUCAUCCCCCAAACUUUGGGGAUGAAUUCCCAAAGAUUCCGGCCAGGAGGAUUCGGGGGGUACAGCGGGGUUUGUUCUCCACGGCUCUGAACCUCCUGAACUGUCACCUCAACUUCAGCUCCGUGAAAUCCUUCGAAAAAUCCCACGGGUGGGGAAAUCGCCGCCCUUUGGAGAAGCCAAAACUCCCCGUGGAGGAGCUGGGAUGUCCCAAGGGGGCUCUUGUUUUAGGAACUCAAUCCAUGGAGGGGCCAAAAAACCCCUCUGGGGUGAACUGGAGCGACUGGGAAUCGUCGAGGACAAGCAAAAAUAACCAAAAAUCCCAACGUGAGCUGCAGGAAUCGAGGGGUCCAUCGUGGGUUCUUUGGGUGGAGCGGGAGCAGGGAAUGCCGAGGGGAAUCCAGCUGGAUUUUGGGGAACAAGGACACAAACCCCGCUGGAAACGCUGCUGGUGCCCCAGCGGGGCAGGGUGGGACCAGCGGGGCCUCCUUGUCCAGGCUCCUGCCACAGAUUCCAUCCUUUCACCGAUUUCUGGCAGUUUGAGCCCAAAACGAGGCCGGGAUCCCCCCCAGGGCGGAGCCGCGGCCCCCGCUGACCCCGCUGGUGCUGUUCCUCAUUGCCUAACGAGUCUGAUUUAGAUUAUCUGACUAAUGACUCAUUAGAUUCUCGUUAACGAACCCUUGUCCCGCCUCUUCCUUCCCCUCCCCCUCUGCGUCGCUAAACCCAAACCGCUUUUGGUGCAAACACCCAGAAUUUGGGGAUAAACCCAUAAAAUAAGUCACAAACUGAGGUUAAUUAGGCUCAGUCAGGUUUCAUUUCUAUUUGGUCCCACUCUUCCCUGCUCUAAACUCUUUUCUCCCCCCACUUUCUGUCCACGUUUUAUUUAUUUGGGGAUUUUUCCUCCCCAAACCAAUUCCAGCCGUUCCAGAGCCUCCUCGUUUGUGAUUAAUUAACCCCAGGGAUGUUUGUGAUUAAUUAAGGCCAGAGAUUGGGAUGGAAACGUGGCUCUGUGUCCCCUCCUGUCCCACAAACAACGUGAAGGGAAACGGGCCCAGAACGGCUCAUUUUGGGCGGGUUUCUGCGCUUUGGGGGCUUUCCAACAUGGGCUGGGUUGGGACAACGUGGAUGGACUUUUUUUUCCUGGAUUUCACCCCAGUUUUCCUGGGUUCCACCUUAAUCAGUGAUUUAAAGAUGGAGCUGUUUGUGCCCCACCUCAGCCCAGGAACUGCGAAAUCGUCGCUGCCAAAGCUGUUUCAAAAUAACCAAAAUCAGCCAAAAUUCCCCCUUUUUCCCAUUUCGUCCCUUUUCUCCCCCAGUUUUUUCCCUUCCACAACUCAGGGCUGAAUUCUGGGGUGUUCCAGCUUUAAUUUGGGACCUUGUUCACUCCUUUCUGUUCUCCCCCCACUUAUCCCCCUGUGCUCCAGUCCUGGAAAAGCUCCUUUAAUUUGCCAAAUUUGGGGGUUUUUAACCAGGAAAAGCUGAUUUUACUUUUCUCACUCCUCCUUCCCCUCUUCCCUACUAUAAACCCCUGAAAUUAUCCCCAAAAUUACUGUUAUUAUCCCUGAAAUUAUCCCAAAUAUCACUUCAUCCCUGAAAUGUUUUUUUCCCCAAUCUCAUCUCCUGCCAAAAAAAAAAAAACAAACCAAAACCAAAUUCCUUAAUUAAUUUUCCAAUUAAUGAAUAAAUCACUUGGGAUCCCUUUCCACAGGACUGGAGCCUCCU
This is a messenger RNA of Camarhynchus parvulus, 2712 nucleotides long. It is a transcript of the gene CDC42EP2, whose product is annotated as CDC42 effector protein 2. The record is from RefSeq and is a predicted model, not a curated record. NCBI's taxonomy places the organism in Eukaryota, Metazoa, Chordata, Aves, Passeriformes, Thraupidae.